Cladocopium goreaui is the source of this 8847-nucleotide messenger RNA. NCBI's taxonomy places the organism in Eukaryota, Dinophyceae, Suessiales, Symbiodiniaceae. The record is from the annotation of a GenBank genome assembly.
AUGAUCCCGGCGCCCGCAGUUGAUAGUUUGCCGGACUUAACGGUGUUCCCGGAGUCGCAUGAGGCGCCAUCACCACCGAGCCGUGGGAUGAUCCCGGCGCCCGCAGUUGAUAGUUUGCCGGGCUUAAGGGCGAUCCCGGAGUCGCAUGAGGAAGUUGUGCACUUCGACUUCGACGAGGAACUAGCAGCGAUUGAAGAGGUUUCACCGGAUGAACUUGAGCGUUUGCGGAAACUGGCCGUGGAAAAGCAGAAAGAAGGAGCAGCCCCGUUGCCGGUGGUGCGCCUUUGCUUCGUCGGUCGAGGUCGCGCAGGGAAAACGACAACUCUAAGGCGGCUCAAAGGUGAACCAUUUCGAGACGAAGAGCCAUCCACCCAUGGUCUAGAUGUUUGGGCCGGCCAAGCUGAAGCCCAUCUACAAGCAGACGGAAGCGCAGUUGGCCCGUGGAAGGAAUGGAAGGAAUCCAUGCACCAUACUGCUGUCGAGGACGCUCUUCGGAAGGCACCAGAGGCCGAUGUGGAGAAUCCGGGGACCGCAUACUCUCGUGCAGCGGUUUACGUCAAGCAAAAAAAUGAUGCCGCUCCGCUCCUUCCACCAGAGACGUGCGGGCCUACGAUCAUGGAUGAGGGUACUCUUUCCAACAUCCUUUCCAGAAAGAAAAGCGAAAAAGGCGGCGUAGAGGUGAGAUUGCAGUGCUGGGAUUUCCCAGGACAAGAAGAAUACGCACUGCUGAACCAAAUAUUUUUUUCCGAGAGGGCAAUCUACCUGGUGUUUUUCGACAUGACUGGGAAGAUGGAUGAGGAAUGGCGCCAUAUAUGUUUCUGGCUAUGGGCCAUCGGGAUGUUUUCAAAGAAGAAGAACGCAAAACCGCCUAUUCUUCUUCUUGGGACUAAAGCUGGGGAACCAUAUUCGUACAAACUUGAUGAGUUAGAACUGCAGAAACGCCUUGAGGAUCUGCAGGAAAAAGUCCCCUGGUUAAAGGAACAGCUGCAGCUACAUCCGAAUGGUUUCUGGCUAUUCCCCAUCGAAAACAAAGGAACCAGUUCUGAGGCAUUCAUUAGCCCCUUGCGCCUGCACCUGCAACACGUGGCGUUGCAAUUUGUCACUCCACGUGACAGUUUGGAGGCCGAUGAUGAUGCCGUAUCAGGAUUGGUGGGAGUGCAGGCAAAACUGUACCCGUUGGCCUGGUUACAAGCCCAUGAUCUGCUGACUCGCCUUGGAUCCGGCUUCAGGGCCACAGCUCCGAUGGUUGAAGUUGAGAAGGUUGCGCCAGAUGCGGAACUCAAAUCAGGGCGCAAGCUUGAGAUUGCGUCGAAUCUGCGGGCAACCCUCUCAGACAAGAGUUGGCUGAUUGUGCCAAGGGGAUCUUCCAUCAAAAUUGAAAACGAGGCUGGCGUGGGUGCCAACGGCAUCGAGCUGAACUUCCACGUCUUCUGUGACUUUCUGCAGCUGGAAGUAGUUCAACAGCUUCUCGAGGGCAUGCAGCCUAGAGGCUUGUCCAACAACGACGCCGAGACAGUUUUGAGGUUGCUUAACCUGUUAGGCACUUUAGUGUGGAUGGACCAGCCCGAGCUUCGAAACCUUGUGCUUCUCAAUCCACGCCGAGUUGCAGUUGCAAUGGCAUCAUUGAUGACCAUUUGCUUUGGCCAGGAGAACUUUGAACACAGAGACAUGAUGAUGAUUGAGCGCAAAAUCACUGAACAUCGUAGUGACCUUCUUCGAUUCCAGUCAACGGGGAUCGCAACGCGCAAGUUGAUCAGAGGACUUUGGAAAGAGGAGUUUCCUGAGGAGAGCCAGCAAGAGCUAUUACGGCAGAUCUUGCUGGAAAAACAUCUGAUGUUCGAGCGACUUGUUCAGGAUGAGUUCGUUCUUCCAAGUUGUUUACCCGUUGCACACAGCGCAGAAGAGGUCUUAAGAGAGGCAGGCAAAGUCUUGUACCUUGAUGUCGGUGGUCUUUUGUCCCCCAAUUUCUUCCCGGCGUUGGCGCAGAAGAUGUACAGUUGCCAGAUCACAAACGACUCUGAAAGCACAUGGAAACCAGGACCGCCCCAAGUCUUCCGGAAUCGCGGGCACUUUCAUGCAGGCACAUGUUCAGUGUCAAUAUCUGUAUUUCCAGUCAGUUUGUGCAGAAGCUCCAAGAGUGUAUUGCGAAUCGUUGUUCAGGGAGGCAACGAACUGAAAUACGAAGAAGUUGCCCAAAAUGUGAAACAUUUGCUAGAGAAAGAUAUUUUUGGCUUCAAUCCUGGAUGUGAAGCAGAUCCUGCCUCCUUUUUUCAGUUGAAAGCUGUCCCAAAAGAGAACGAUGAUUUUGAAGGCAUUGAUUCAGCACUUUGCAUGAAUGUGGGAUGUAAGCAAACAUGCUCUCUCUGUAGACUCCGGGCCUUAUUGGAAGAGCGUUUCCUACCCGACUUGGACAGUGCCCUCCGCUCUGUUGUGCAAAGCGCUGCCAUUUUCGGAAGGCACACACGACCUGCGGGCAGCUUCCGUUUCAAGGCCAUGAAAUAUCCUGGUGAUGUUGACCUGGAAGAGUAUUUGGCCAUAGAUGCCAACAGUCGAGAUGAGGCCCUGACAGAACUUUGCAGGACCAUUCAGACGCAAUAUGGGAAUAUCACUGGGGCAGGUGGUGUGGAAGUGUUUUUCGGUGGAUUCAAAGCAGGUUUUGAGCCCGCGUCUGAAUGUAGCGGUGCAAAAACAAAAUACCUGAGUUGGACGCAACAAGACAUUUUGUGCUCGUCAACAGAAGCUUUGAAAAAAGCUUUGGGAGAAGGUCAUCAUACUUGGACUGCCAAGCUUGACAUGUUUGCAAAAGUGAAUCUUUUUGAGGAUUCCAAAGAGACACCUCGCUAUUUCGAGGUUACCAAUGUCCUGCGAGCUGGUUGGUUCAAAGGGCCUCAACCUAUCCAGCCGAUCAGCGACGAGAAGGAUUUUUUGCAGUCAGUUGAGAAGAAUUUGGAGAAGUUUUCAGGCGAGGAACCCAAUGCAAUGAAGUACGUCAAGCGCCUUUGGGAGAGAAGUGCCUAUUUGGCUGAACGAGGAUUUGACUUGGAGUGGAACUUGAGCAUUUUGGAGGCUCUCCGCCCGCUGCUUGGUCACUGGGUCGCUGAACUCAAUCAAGUUGCGGCGCAUGUCGAGACCAUCAUCAAUAUGAUGCAGUCUUCCCACGAGUUGUUUGAACAUGCAUGUGCCGACCUGCCCAUACUUCGUCAGAACUUGAGCAGAUUGAAGUCUCGGCUUCACAACAUUGAUGAGUCAGAGAAGCAGGCUGCAGAAGAUGGGCGCGACAGCAUUGCAAAAGCAAUGGAGUACAUCCCGGAGCUGCUACCAGAAUCGCCACCAGAAGCUCCGAAAGAGAAAGACAUGUUACGUACAUUCCUGCAUAAAGCACAGCUGUUGUUGGAAAGCUGCGUUGAGACCGUCUUGAUCGGAAAAUUGGGUUCUUUCGAAGUUCCAGUGGCCAAACCACUCGGCAAGCUCUGGACGUUUCCAUCAGACCACCCUCCCAUUGCAGCUAUGCUCAAACUCGGUGAGAACUCCAUCAAGGUUGCUUCCUGGAAUGUUCUGAACCGGAACUAUUAUAAAUACAUAGAUAAAGACACACAAGGACUCAAAGGCUCGGAAAUAACAAUGCAGCAUGAAGCUGGUACAAGAGAGAGCAAGAUCAUUGAGAAGAUCGAAGAGAUGCUACAGAACGAUUUCCGAAUAUUGUGCUUACAAGAAUGCUGGCCGGAGUUGCUUCAGCAGCUUGGAGAAGCUUUGGAGGAAAGACAACCUGAAGUUCAGAUGCGCUGCAGCGGAGAAGACAAGAACCAAGAGGCAAUCCUUUUCCAUUCCGACCAUGUUUACUUUCGGGAACGUAUUCAUUUUCAUCGCGCCUUCAGAGAGAAUUUCAAGAAGGUGGUGACUGAGGCCCAUUUCAAACAUGCUGGGAUGGGCCUUUUGCGUGUUGUGACAACGCAUCUACCCGGCGCUCCUUUUGGGCGCGCUCGCAAAGAAUUCGCCGAUUGCAUAGCUGGGAUUGUCAAGGGCGAGAAGCUGCCAACUGUACUGCUGGCAGAUCUGAACUUUCCCGAAAAGGCCAUACAACCUCUUUUGCUUGAUCAUGACCUUGACGUAUCCUUCGUCCCGACACCUUAUCCAACGAACAUUUGCCAGGGGUCCUUGCUGCCGAAGAGGAUUGAUAGCAUUGCAGUCAUCAACCACGAGGUCAAAGGCGCAACGCUCCAAGCCACAGCUCUGAAAGCUGAAGACGUCCUCGAUGGUCUCAGAGAAGUUGUGGACCUCUUGAAAUCCAGGUCAGCAGAGCCAUGGACGCCAACGCGAUACCAAUCAGAUAAGGACCCUUCGGGCAGGUGGUCCAUGAACUUCACGUACACCAUUGGCCCAGAAGGCAACGAAGGGAUCUUUGAUGGAAAGGUGCAGCUGUUGGAUCGACAUGUGUACAACUCCGUGAGUGCCGCCGUCAACUACUUGAAUGAUGGCCUUAGUGAGCAGACCACGGGUCGCGAAAACAGCUCCUACCUUGGGUAUACCCUGAACAAUCUGUCUCCCUGGGCUCUGCGAGCAGUGGCCACCAGCGCCGUAGAACAACGAACGAGGCGCAAACAGAGCACCAGCUGGCGCAGUCCCAGAGGCGACAUCGGAGUGUUGAGUGACAUGACAGCCUUCGACUUGGCCUUGAAGAAGUACGCUCCCGACCGGUUGCGGACUUGUGGAGGCGAAGCACUUGUGCCCUGGGCCUUGAGAACUGGGGUUGCUGGGGUUGGGCAUUUCUGCCUCCGCAAGAAUGUCUACACUGUAGAUGCCAUGUUGUGCGACCGUCCUAUCACUGGCGAGCUUGAGCCCCUCAAAGUCAUUGGCUUCAUCAAGCCGGACGAGUUUCUUGCGAUGUGGGUUCUGAUGCAUGCAGCAUGCGAGAGUUGCCAAGAUCGGUUGGACCGAGCACGCAGCGAUGAAGACGCAUCGAAAGGGUGGGACAGGUCAGAAUCUGCUUGGAUUCCUAGCAAGACUUCUGCGGUGUCACCGGAAGAACUUGAGCGUUUGCGGGAACUCGCAGUGGAAAAGCAGAAAGAAGGAGCAGCCCCGUUGCCGGUGGUGCGCCUUUGCUUCGUCGGUCGAGGUCGCGCAGGGAAGACGACAACUCUAAGGCGGCUCAAAGGUGAACCAUUUCGAGACGAAGAGCCAUCCACCCAUGGUCUAGAUGUUUGGGCCGGCCAAGCUGAAGCCCAUCUACAAGCACACGGAAGCGCAGCUGGCCCGUGGAAGGAAUGGAAGGAAUCCAUGCACCAUACUGCUGUCAAGGACGCUCUUCGGAAGGCACCAGAGGCCGAUGUGGAGAAUCCGGGGACCGCAUACUCUCGUGCAGCGGCUUACGUCAAGCAAAAAAAUGAUGCCGCUCCGCUCCUUCCACCAGAGACGUGCGGGCCUACGAUCAUGGAUGAUGAUACAAUUUCCAACAUCCUUUCCAGCGAGAAAAGCGAAAAAGACGGCGUAGAGGUGAGAUUGCAGUGCUGGGAUUUCCCAGGACAAGAAGAAUACGCACUGCUGAACCAAAUAUUUUUUUCCGAGAGGGCAAUCUACCUGGUGUUUUUCGACGUGACUGGGAAGAUGGAUGAGGAAUGGCGCCAUAUAUGUUUCUGGCUAUGGGCCAUCGGGAUGUUUUCAAAGAAGAAGAACGCAAAACCGCCUAUUCUUCUUCUUGGGACUAAAGCUGGGGAACCAUAUUCGUACAAACUUGAUGAGUUAGAACUGCAGAAACGCCUUAAGGAUCUGCAGGAAAAAGUCCCCUGGUUAAAGGAACAGCUGCAGCUACAUCCGAAUGGUUUGCGUGACAGAAACUGCUGGCUAUUCCCCAUCGAAAACAAAGGAAUCAAUUCUGAGGAAUUCAUCCGCCCCUUGCGCCGGCACCUGCAACACAUGGUGCUGCAAUUCGUCACUCCACGUGACAGUUUGGAGGCCGAUGAUGAUGCCGUAUCAGGAUUGGUGGGAGUGCAGGCAAAGCGGUACCCGUUGGCCUGGUUACAAGCCCAUGAUCUGCUGACUCGCCUUGGAUCCGGCUUCAGGGCCACAGCUCCGAUGGUUGAAGUUAAGAAGGUUGCGCAAGAUGAGGACCUCGAAUCAGGGCGCAAGCUUGAGAUCGCGUCGAAUCUGCGGGCAACCCUCUCAGACAAGAGUUGGCUGAUUGUGCCAAGGGGAUCUUCCAUCAAAAUUGAAAACGAGGUUGGUGUGGGUGCCAACGGCAUCGAGCUGAACUUCCACGUCUCCUGUGACUUUCUGGAGCUGGAAGUAGUUCAACAGCUUCUCAAGGGCAUGCAGCCUACAGGCUUGUCCAACGACGACGCCGAGACAGUUUUGAGGUUGCUGAACCUGUUAGGCACUUUAGUGUGGAUGGACCAGCCCGAGCUUCGAAACCUUGUGCUGCUAAAUCCACGCCGAGUUGCAGUUGCAAUGGCAUCAUUGAUGACCAUUUGCUUUGGCCAGGAGAACUUUGAACACAGAGAUAUGAUGAUGAUUGAGCGCAAAAUCACUGAACAUCGUAGUGAUCUUCUUCGGUUCCAGUCGACAGGGAUCGCAACGCGCAAGUUGAUCAGAGGACUUUGGAAAGAGGAUCCCAGGGAGUUUCCUGAGGAGAGCCAGCAAGAGCUAAUACGGCAGAUCUUGCUGGAAAAACAUCUGAUGUUCGAGCGACUUGUUCAGGAUGAGUUCGUUCUUCCAAGUUGUUUGCCCAUUGCACACAGCGCAGAAGAGGUCUUAAGAGAGGCAGGCAAAGUCUUGUACCUUGAUGUCGGUGGUCUUUUGUCCCCAAAUUUCUUCCCGGCGUUGGCGCAGAAGAUGUACAGUUGCCAGAUCACAAACGACUCUGAAAGCACAUGGAAACCAGGACCGCCCCAAGUCUUCCGGAAUCGCGGGCACUUUCAUGCAGGCACCUGUUCAGUGUCAAUAUCUCUAUUCCCAGUCAGUCUGUGCAGAAGCUCCAAGAGUCUUUUGCGAAUCGUUGUUCAGGGAGGCAACGAACUGAAAUACGAAGAAGUUGCCCAAAAGGUGAAACAUUUGCUAGAAAAUGACAUUUUCGGUUUCAAUCCUGGAUGUGAAACAGAUCCUGCCUCCAUUUUUCAGUUGAAAGCUAUCCCAAUUACUUCAGCACUUUGCAUGAAUGUGGGAUGUCAGCAAACAUGCUCUCUCUGUAGACUCCGGGCCUUAUUGGAAGAGCGUUUCCUACCCGACUUGGACAGUGCACUCCGCUCUGUUGUGCAAAGGGCUGCCAUUUUUGGAAGGCACACACGACCUGCGGGCAGCUUCCGUUUCAAGGCUAUGAAAUAUCCUGGUGAUGUUGACCUGGAAGAGUAUUUGGCCAUAGAUGCCAACAGUCGAGAUGAGGCCCUGACAGAACUUUGCAGGACCAUUCAGACGCAAUAUGGGAAUAUCACUAGGGCAGGUGGUGUGGAAGUGUUUUUCGGUGGAUUCAAAGCAGGUUUUGGGCCCGUUACCAAUGUCCUGCGAGCUGGUUGGUUCAAAGGGCCUCAACCUAUCCAGCCGAUCAGCGACGAGAAGGAUUUUUUGCAGUCAGUUGAGAAGAAUUUGGAGAAGUUUUCAGGCGAGGAACCCAAUGCAAUGAAGUACGUCAAGCGCCUUUGGGAGAGAAGUGCCUAUUUAGCGGAGCGAGGAUUUGACUUGGAGUGGAACUUGAGCAUUUUGGAGGCUCUCCGCCCGCUGUUUGGUCACUGGGUCGCUGAACUCAAUCAAGUUGCGGCGCAUGUCGAGACCAUCAUCAAUAUGAUGCAGUCUUCCCACGAGUUGUUUGAACAUGCAUGUCAGAACUUGAGCAGAUUGAAGUCUCGGCUUCACAACAUUGAUGAGUCAGAGAAGCAGGCUGCAGAAGAUGGGCGCGACAGCAUUGCAAAAGCACUGAAGUACAUCCCGGAGCUGCUACCAGAAUCAUCACCAGAAGCUGCGAAAGAGAAAGACAUGUUACGUACAUUCCUGCAUAAAGCACAGCUGUUGUUGGAAAGCUGCGUUGAGACCGUCUUGAUCGGAAAAUUGGGUUCUUUCGAAGUUCCAGUGGCCAAACCACUCGGCAAGCUCUGGACGUUUCCAUCAGACCACCCUCCCAUUGCAGCUAUGCUCAAACUCGGUGAGAACUCCAUCAAGGUUGCUUCCUGGAAUGUUCUGAACCGGAACUAUUAUAAAUACAUAGACAAAGACACACAAGGACUCAAAGGCUCGGAAAUAACAAUGCAGCAUGACGCUGGUACAAGAGAGAGCAAGAUCAUUGAGAAGAUCGAAGAGAUGCUACAGAACGAUUUCCGAAUAUUGUGCUUACAAGAAUGCUGGCCGGAGUUGCUUCAGCAGCUUGGAGAAGCUUUGGAGGAAAGACAACCUGAAGUUCAGAUGCGCUGCAGCGGAGAAGACAAGCAUCUACCCGGCGCUCCUUUUGGGCGCGCUCGCAAAGAAUUUGCCGAUUGCAUAGCUGGGAUUGUCAAGGGCGAGAAGCUGCCAACUGUACUGCUGGCAGAUCUGAACUUUCCCGAAAAGGGGUCCUUGCUGCCGAAGAGGAUUGAUAGCAUUGCAGUCAUCAACCACGAGGUCAAAGGCGCAAAGCUCCAAGCCACAGCUCUGAAAGCUGAAGACGUCCUCGAUGGUCUCAGAGAAGUUGUGGACCUCUUGAAAUCCAGGUCAGCAGAGCCAUGGACGCCAACGCGAUACCAAUCAGAUAAGGCUGGCCAAGCGAUUUGGGAGUCGCUUUGUCUCAUGAAGGAUAAGGUGUGCGCCGUGCGCAUGGGUAUUUAUCAUGGCCAAAGCUUCGUCCGUGCCACCACCCCUGCCGCCGCCAUUGCAGCAGAAGAAAAUCAAUAG